ACUUGGCGGCGUUUAAUAUAAACAAAUAAGUCACACAUAUUUCACUAUCCUGAACCGUUUUGUUCAUUUUAAGCGUUAAAAUUCUCGACUGAAUGCCCACCGGAUUAUCCUGAACGCAGGAUAAUAGUUUGGAUCAUGCGGCGUUACUUUUUGCGCUUGUUUAGCAGUGAUGGUUUCGAUCUUAAUGCUGCAGGUCGUGCAGUCGCUGCUACAUAAUCUUUUGCUUAUGGGAAGCAUCCGAUCAGUUGUGGCUUGUUUAUCGCUAGCCGCUAUAGCGAGGAAAAUGAACGCCGCGGCGGGGCUGUGCGUCCCCGGGACAUCCGCUGCUGUGCCCGGGCUGCUCCGCCUGACUUCAGUACCCGGUUAUGACCAAAACCGCGUAAAUGAUCUUCUGCUCUUAAGACCCGCCACGGAAACGCAGAGACGAUGCGACAGCGAGAACCUGCAGAAUGGAAACAAUCACGUAGUCUUCUUUCCUGGAGACAUUCAGAACUUCCAGCAGGAAAUGGCCCUCCAGCCUGACGCUGUCCCAUGGCUGUCCUGGAGUCUGGAGCGUGUCGCCCUCACCCUGGGCCACCGUUUUCCUGGCUGCCAUAUCUGGAUAGUCCGUGCCUCCCACAUGUACCUACACAAGUUCAGCUGCUAUCAGAACUUUGUAGAGAGCAACCUAUUUGGAGCACCAGAACACUCUCCAGACUACGGAGCCAUUCGCCAUCUGAGGGCACUCCUGGGUCAUGGCAUGCAGCGGGCUGGUCUCCCAAAUCCUUUACCUCCUCUUAGUGGUACAGCCACCCCUGGCCCCCUUCCAGCAGGUUUCACCCUUACCAUAGUGGGCUUUAGUAAGGGAUGUGUUGUUCUUAAUCAAAUAGUGUAUGAGCUGGCUGGAGCUCGAGCAGACCCAGAACUGAGGCUGUUCCUGGACAGUGUCUCAGACAUUUACUGGCUGGAUGGAGGACACUCUGGUGGCAGUGAGACGUGGGUGACCGAUAAAUGCGCUCUGGAUGAGCUGGCCUCCAGUGGGGUGGCUGUCCAUGCCCACGUCACUCCGUACGAGGUGAGAGACCCGAUGAGGGCAUGGGUUGGGCGAGAGCACCAGCUCUUUAUAAAGACUCUGGAGGAUCUGGGUGCCUGUCUGAGCCAGAAACUGCACUUCGAGGAGGAGCCGGCAUCCAUUGAGAAUCACUUCCGAGUCAUUCUGGAGUUCUGACUAUUCUCGAUCUAUGCUUUCAAGUCUUAACAUGGAGUGUAUUCUCAUGCAGAGCAGAUGGCUUUGUAUUGCACUGAUGUAUUAGUUAGAAAAAAGCUUUGGGUUUGCCUACCCAACACUACAUAGGAGAAAAGAUCGAAGCUUAAAGGGAUAGUUCACUGAAAAAGUGAAAGACUGUCAUCAUUUACUCGCCCUCAUGCCGUUCCAAACCUGUAAGACUUUGGUUGAUUGUUAAAACAAAUUAAGAUAUUUUUUUAAUGGGACCUGAGAGGUUUCUGUCCCUCCAUUGAAAGUCCAGGUGACCAAAACUCAGAAGAUCAAAAAAGGUCAUGAAGAUCUUGUAAAAUGAAUCCAUAUGAAGCAAGCGGUUUAAACCUUGUGAAGAGAUAUGAUCACUUUAUAUGAUGAACAGACUUAAUGUAUUUAUUUAUUCACAUAUAAACACACAUAGAGCGCAUCCUCACGAAACGAACAUUCAUCAUGCGCUAGAACAAACCUCACUGGUUUCAAACAUGCAGAUUUGAGUUUCUGUGAUGUUGUUCAUGUAUGUGUCCAUCAUUGUUUAGAGGUCAAUAAAAGCCUAAAUUAAAUCUGACCUUUUUGGAUCUUGGUUACCUGGACUUCCAAUGGAGGGAGAGAAACCUCUUAAGUUUAAGAGGUUUAAAUAUCUUAAAUUGUGUUUCAAAGAUUAACAAAAGUCUUAUGGGUUUAGAACAACAUGAGGGUAAGUAAAUGAUGACAGAAUUUAAAUUUUGGGGGUGAACUAAGCCUUUAAUGACAGAACACUUAGCUGCCUGACAUUAAGCCUUAUUUGUUUGCCUGUUGCAUCUACCUACAUAGGCUUUGUCUGAUAUACUAGGAUACUUGUUUUACUUAGUCUAUUUGGAAUGCAGAUUUGCUUAGUAAAACAAUCAGCUCCGUGUGUUUAAAGGGCUCCCAUUUCCCAAGAAAGGAGAAGUUAGCUAUCUGAAAGUGCUUAUUAAAUUAAUUGGUUUUUAUGUCGCUACGGUAAAUUAAUAAGUUUGGAUUUUCAUUUCAAGUAUGUUUUCCCAAUUAUGUAUGGCUACUCCUGAAUGUAAAACACUCUUAACUUCCCUGAGUCCUGCUGCCCUGCUAAGGAAUAUUAAAACAUUGCAGACAAGCAAAUCCACUAAAGAGCAAUAUUACAGUCUAAAACUAUAUUUCAUUGUCCCAUAUACAAUUACGCUGGUUUAUCAUCACAAAUGUGUUUGUGUUCAAUAGUUGGUAUUGCUUUUAUUUAGUAAUAAAAUCAAAGAAUAUAUUUUUGGUUAGAUCAAAUCAAAAUAUUUUAUUUACUGACUCAUUCUGAAAUGUUUUAUUGACCGAGUUAUGGUUAGUAGCUAAAACGAUUCCAGUAUUGAAUCUCAGAAGUCUUUACUCUAGGUGGCGCACUUUUUUUGGAUUGUGCUCUAUUGAAUGUCACAUACCAAUGAAUAUGUGUAUUUUGUAAUAUCCUCAAUGUAAUGCGAUGAAUGUACUUCCUGCUUCAUAGUCAUUCCAUGCUGAUGUAAUCCAAUAAAAAUGUUGAAAUGUU
Megalobrama amblycephala (Wuchang bream) is the source of this 2762-nucleotide messenger RNA. It is a transcript of the gene lg6h2orf69, whose product is annotated as linkage group 6 C2orf69 homolog. NCBI's taxonomy places the organism in Eukaryota, Metazoa, Chordata, Actinopteri, Cypriniformes, Xenocyprididae. The record is from RefSeq and is a predicted model, not a curated record. Gene Ontology annotation, cellular component: mitochondrion.